AUGCCAGAUAUCACGAAGACCUUCUUUACAAUUGUGAUAACUGGAGAGUUCAUAAUGGGGAUGUUGGGGAAUGGAUUCAUUGUACUCGUGAAUUUCAUUGACUGGGUCAAGAGAAGGAAAAUCUACAUGGUUGAUUUAAUUCUCACCAGCUUAGCCAUCUCCAGAAUUAGUCUGUUAUGUAUAAUAAUACUAGAUGGCUUUGCGAUGGUGUUUUUUCCAGAUGGUUAUGCCACGAGUAAGAACAUGAGAAUUUUAGAUGGCUUCUGGACAAUUACCAACCAUUUGAGUGUCUGGUUUGCUACUUGCCUUACCAUAUUUUACUGUUUGAAGAUAGCCAAUUUCUCCCAUCCUCUUUUCCUCUGGCUGAAGUGGAGAAUUAACAAAGUGAUUCUCAUAAUUCUACUGGCAUCUUUCUUCUUAUCUGUGUUGAUUAGCCUUCCAAUAACAGAAAAAUUUAAUGAAGAUUUCAGGGGCAAGAUAAACAGAAAAUGCAAGAAAAAUAACACUUCAAAUUUCAAAGUGACUAAAUCCGAAUACUUUGCCACCCAAACUCUCCUCAAUCUGGGGGCUCUUUUUCCCCUAACUGUGUCCCUGAUCUCAUUUUUCCUGUUGAUCUUAUCCCUGUGGAAACAUACCAGGAAGAUAAAGCUCAAUGCCAUGGAUGCUAGAGAUCCCAGCACAGAAAUCCAUUUGAGAGCCAUGAAAGCUAUAAUCUCUUUCCUUAUCCUCUUUGUCAUCUACUGUGUGGCUUUUCUCAUAGCAACAUCCAGCUACUUUUUUCCACAGAGUGAACUAGCAGUGAUAUUUGGUGAGAUCAUUGCAGCCAUCUACCCCUCUGGGCACUCUUUUAUCCUGAUUUUGGGGAACAUCAAGCUGAGGCAGACAUCCCUGAAUGCAUUGCAGCAGAUGAAGCAUUGUCUCAAAGGAGGGAUAGCCUUAAUACCCUAG
Molecule: messenger RNA, 948 nt
Organism: Dromiciops gliroides (monito del monte)
Lineage: Eukaryota; Metazoa; Chordata; Mammalia; Microbiotheria; Microbiotheriidae
Product: taste receptor type 2 member 7-like
Exons: 1
Coding region: 1-948 (315 amino acids)
Biological process (GO): sensory perception of taste; G protein-coupled receptor signaling pathway; detection of chemical stimulus involved in sensory perception of bitter taste
Cellular component (GO): membrane
Molecular function (GO): bitter taste receptor activity; G protein-coupled receptor activity
Source: RefSeq, a predicted model, not a curated record